CAGAUUUUUUUUUUAAAACUGCGCAAUCGAUCAACAUUCUCCCAGCUCUUGAGUGUGAAAGAGCCAGCGAUGUAAACUCAGACUCCGGAACUGACUUUGCCGCUGGAUUUGCCAGGCUGGAAGUGAGGGCACUGAAUGGGGAGCUCAGCAGUGACACAAGUGAUGGAGGAGACACAGAAAUCAGCUCAGACACCCAACUGCCGCCUCGCACACGUCUUUCAGGUUGUCAGGAUUAGUCUUGUCUCCUACCCUCACCUGUUCUACCUGAUGCUGUGUGUGCUGACGUUGAGUGGGGUGGAUGCCAGCACAGAGACACUGUGUGGGGCAGAGUUGGUGGAUGCUCUCCAGUUUGUGUGUGGCGACCGAGGCUUCUAUUUCAACAAACCCACAGGCUACAGGUCAAGCGUUAGGCGGCCACACAGAGGGAUUGUGGAUGAGUGCUGCUUCCAGAGUUGUGACCUCAAGUUGCUCGAGAUGUACUGUGCAAAGCCCCAGCGAGCAACUGGCCCCGUACGUAUCCAACAUCACACUGAGAAAGGACAGAGGGAGAAUGUGUGGAGGAACCCCAACCGGGCUAAUGCCAGCAGUAUCCAGCGAAAUUCCCGGAUUUGAGAGAGUAGGCAAUGAAGGGAUCAGAGGCGAACCUGUUCCAGGAUAACACUGGUGUGGGCUCACUGCAUAGCGAAACACCAUUCAACAAUCAAGAGUCACACACUGGUCACAAGAGAGAUCUGUUAUUGGGUGAACACUUCGUAUGGAAAGCACAAAUCCUCUGUUGCCUUGUCAGAAUUCCCAGGUUUUCUUUGGAGGGGGGGAAUAUAUAGAAGGUUUUUUGAAUGGAUCCUAUUACCAGAGAACAAUGUCUUUCUCAGCAGGUGUGUUACAUCCAAAUGUCCAUAGCCAACGAUGAGUUAAUCAACUGCAUUUGUGUGGACCAUUGGAGUGCCAGAGACUAAGAAACAGAUUUCAUUUUAACUUGCAACCAAAGAUUGUGACAUAUGUCCUUUUUAAGAAGCUAAUUGUAAUCAUAGAUGGCGCUGGAUUCAUGGUUGACUGUGCAGGACACUAAAUUACACAUAAGUAGCAGGUUUGCAAAAUCAAAAGAAAAUGCAUUCUAUUUACAUUGGGCUGCAGCAAAUUAAUCCUUCUGUUUUCGCUCAGGAUGGGCCAUGCUAGGGAGGGGAGGGCAAGUGAUGGUGAUGGGUUGAGGCAGAGGCUUGGAUUGCAACAUUUAUGCAGUUGUGGCACGGAUCCAUGGCAAUAUGGUAAUUGGGCUAUAUAUCAAAAGUGCAAGCCAAGUUACAGGUACUUUCAAUAUUUGCACACUUUAGCGUGUUGAUUUUUGUAACUGCAGAUACCAUAAGAUUACGGAAUACAAUCUGAUGCAGUUUCACUGAUAACCCAGGAUUUCAAUCAGUACAAUAAGGUCUCUGACCCCUCGGUAUUUUGUUGCUAAGAAACUGUAAUGUUUUAAACUUGAAGUUUACACAAGAAUCACACUAUUCUAAAUCACCCCUAUGAUUUCGUAGUUUCAUCUCCAACUUGUCCACUAUUUUAGCAAGGCUGCAUUUUAAGAGCAGAACUUCACCCUGCUACCCUUAUAAUCUGACAAUGAUAAUGUUUAAAUGAACUGCUUCUUCCAACUUUUAUCUGAAGAAUAGAUUACAUUGAGUUUCCAGCACAGAAACAGACCAUAUGGAAUUAGUUAGCUCAGUUGGCUGGGCAGCAUGGGUUUAA
Messenger RNA from Chiloscyllium plagiosum (whitespotted bambooshark), 1737 nucleotides. It is a transcript of the gene igf1, whose product is annotated as insulin-like growth factor 1. Gene Ontology annotation, cellular component: extracellular region. Gene Ontology annotation, molecular function: growth factor activity; hormone activity; insulin-like growth factor receptor binding. NCBI's taxonomy places the organism in Eukaryota, Metazoa, Chordata, Chondrichthyes, Orectolobiformes, Hemiscylliidae. Gene Ontology annotation, biological process: positive regulation of phosphatidylinositol 3-kinase/protein kinase B signal transduction; insulin-like growth factor receptor signaling pathway; negative regulation of apoptotic process. The record is from RefSeq and is a predicted model, not a curated record.